Tilletiaria anomala UBC 951 is the source of this 2483-nucleotide messenger RNA. Its product is annotated as bifunctional 6-phosphofructo-2-kinase/fructose-2,6-bisphosphate 2-phosphatase. The coding region runs from base 119 to 2338 and encodes 739 amino acids. The transcript is spliced from 4 exons. The record is from RefSeq and is a predicted model, not a curated record. Gene Ontology annotation, cellular component: cytosol. NCBI's taxonomy places the organism in Eukaryota, Fungi, Basidiomycota, Exobasidiomycetes, Georgefischeriales, Tilletiariaceae. Gene Ontology annotation, biological process: fructose 2,6-bisphosphate metabolic process; fructose metabolic process. Gene Ontology annotation, molecular function: fructose-2,6-bisphosphate 2-phosphatase activity; 6-phosphofructo-2-kinase activity; ATP binding.
AGCAUGCUUGCUAUCUUUCGCGCCAGACGAGCGAUUUUCAUCAAGCCAAGGCUAUUGAAUGCUCCUUUUUGUUAAAACAGUAGCUUCAUAGAAGUUCUAAGACAAAGGCUCUCAGACCAUGGCGGAACCGAACCUCGCUCCCGGCACUGGCGGCGUCAGCGCCCAAGGCCAGGCGACGACCUCGCCGCCGCGUGGAUCACCUUUCACGCCCCUCACCCGUCUGCCAUCUACCGAUUCCAACCGCAGCCUUGGGCAGCAGAGCAACAAUAACUCCACCGCUGACAGCCCGGGCUCUGGCGCGGGCCUGGCGUUCUCGACGCCGAGCAUCAGUAGCAGUACUGCGACACCUGGUCGGCCGCGCGUGCUUCGACGAAAGGACUCGCAGUCCUCGAACGGUGGAGGCUCGGGGAGCUUCAGCCCUGGAGCGACAGGCCCAGGAGGACUAGGUCGCACAUCAUCUAUAUCAGCUCGUAGCGGCCUUGGUCUGCAUCCGCGCACGCGCUCGAGCGGCACAACAGGCGGGAACAACACACCCUCUUCCGGCCGGCACAUUUCACAUGGGGCCUAUGCGGCUUCGCGGCCUGCACCUCAGCCUGAUGCGGCGCAGCGCGAUCUUUUCAGCGCAGCUGUCGCGUCAUCCAACCUCGCCAGGUCGAGCGACGGGCUGCAGGCGCUUCUCAGGGACCACCCUGAAUUGAUCAGCAGCAGCUUGAAGGCCGCCGCAGGUACAGCGUUGAUGGAGCGCAGCGAGAGCAUCAGCGCACGCGCCAGCCAAAAGGGCAGCGAGCCAGGGACACCGCUGCUGGAAAGCGGGCGAGGCAGUGUGUGCAACAGCCUCAUCCUCGAAAACUCGGCCUUUCCAUCUGGCGCGUCUCCUGGAGGCAUGAACCUUGGUACCCCGGGUGCAAAGCCCGACUACAGCGAGCAGAAGAUCGUUGUUGCUAUGGUUGGACUGCCGGCCCGAGGGAAGAGUUAUCUUAGUAACAAACUGAUGCGAUAUCUCAAAUGGCUCGAGUACGAUGUCAAAGUGUUCAACGUAGGACAGAUGCGGCGAGCAUUAGCACGGACAAAGCUGCGAGAAUCUGGCAUCACCGAAGAUCACACGGCCUCGUUCUUCGAUCCUGCUAAUCCAGAGGCUUAUGCGCUACGGUCACAGAUGGCAUCCGAGUGCCUGGAGCAGCUGAUUAUAUGGCUCAAGGCCGGGGGGAACGUGGGGAUCCACGAUGCAACGAACACCACCAAAUCGCGACGCGAGGAGAUAGCCAAGCGCGUAGCGCAGGAGCCGAACCUCAAACUGGUCUUCCUUGAGAGCAUCUGCACCGACCCGGCGGUCAUCGCCGCGAAUAUCGCGGUCAAAGUUCGCAGCGGAGAUCCAGACUACGCCAACGUGUCACCCGAGGAGGCGAAAAAGGAUUUCUUGGCGCGGAUCAAGAAUUACGAAGAUGCUUAUCAGCCUGUCGAUGCGGACGGUAGCGAGAGUCAAUUGAGCUACUGCAAGAUCUUCGACGUCGGCCAGAACGUCGUCGUCAAUCAGAUUCGAGGGUAUCUCGAGUCGAGGAUCGCGUUUUAUUUGAUGAACCUGCACCUUACUCCACGUAAUAUCUUCUUUUCAAGGCAUGGAGAAUCUCAGUACAACGUCCAAGGGAAGAUUGGCGGUGAUAGCGACCUAUCCGAGCGAGGCUGGUCCUACGCGCGCGCUCUACCAGAUCUAAUCAAGGAUAAUAUCGGCGACGCCCCUCUCACUGUGUGGCACUCGACCCUCAAGCGGACUGCGCAAACGUCCUCCUUUUUGCCAUACAACAAGCUUGCGUGGAAGUCGCUGGAUGAGCUCGACGCUGGUGUCUGUGAUAGCAUGACGUACGAAGAGAUCGAGCAGUACUACCCCGAGGAUUAUGCCUCCCGCGACGAUGACAAAUUCAACUACCGGUACCGAGGCGGCGAGUCAUACCGCGACGUUGUCGUACGUCUCGAGCCCGUCAUCAUGGAGCUGGAACGACAAGAGAAUAUUCUCAUCAUUGGACACCAGGCGAUCCUGCGAUGUUUGUACGCCUACUUCCAUUCGCUCUCGCAAGAAGAACUGCCGUACAUCAAGAUACCUUUACACACUGUCAUCCAGCUGACGCCGAAAGCGUACGGAUGCGACGAGAAACGGUUCCGCUUGCCCAUCGACGCUGUCGACACACACCGACCCAAGCCGGUCAAGGUCAGCCAGGUGGCGCCGGGCACGCCGCCCUUGCUGCAGUCAAAGACUCCUUUGAUCCCGGACGAUAUACUUCAGGCGGCUACCAGCUUGCCGCCCAGUCAGCGCAAGCCGCAGUACGAAGAGCACCAGCUAUGAAGAGUGUUAGGAGAAAACGGGCGAAUUGCAUACACAGUCACCACCACUACUACUUCAUUGCAGCCCAUUAGAUCCGUGCAUUCACGUCGUCACCAGUACCUUGUGUAUCAUACAUUAUAGCAAGCAAGUGAGAAGCUUAUACCGC